AGGAGGAAGAAGAGGCAGCGGCGGCGGCGGCGGCGGCGGCGGCGCGUGAGGGCGCGCGCCCGUGAGAGUGAGGGACCGCGGGAUCGCGCGCCGUUGGGCCUCCUUUGCCUCUGCCUUCGCCAUGGCCGCCGGCGACGGGGGCGACCCCGAGGUGCGGGUGCUGCAGACGCUGCGAGGGAAGAUUUGUCAAGCCAAAAACUUAGUGCCAUACUCAGGACCAAACAAAAUGAGAGACUGCUUUUGUACAAUCAAUUUGGAUCAAGAAGAGGUUUAUCGCACUCAGGUAGUGGAGAAGUCCUUAAGCCCUUUCUUUGGGGAAGAUUUCUACUUUGAAAUACCACGGAUAUUCCAAUGCUUAUCCUUUUAUGUUUAUGACAAAAACGUUCUCCAGAGAGACCUGCGUAUAGGUAAAGUAGCUAUCAAAAAAGAAGACUUGAGCUUAUACUCUGGCAAAGAGACCUGGUUUAUGCUUCAGCCUGUUGAUUCUAAUUCAGAAGUUCAGGGGAAAGUUCACCUUGAAUUAAAACUGAAUGAAUUGAUUACGGAUAAUGGAUCAGUGUGCCAGCAGCUAGUUGUACAUUUGAAGGAAUGUCAUGGUCUACCUCUUAUCAAUGGACAAAAUUGUGACCCUUAUGCUACAGUAUCUGUUGUGGGUCCUUCAAGUUGUACGCUUGAAGUUUUAUAUAGUAAAACCAUACUGUGUUGGAACAGGAAUGACCAAAAGAAGACAAAAGUAAAGAAGAAAACAAGCAAUCCACAAUUUAAUGAAACAUUUUAUUUUGAGGUAACCAGGUCCAGUAGUUACACCAAAAAGUCACAGUUUCAGGUGGAAGAAGAAGAUAUUGAAAAGCUGGAAGUCAGAAUUGACUUAUGGAACAAUGGUAAUUUGGUGCAAGACCUCUUCCUAGGAGAAAUUAGGAUUCCUGUUAAGGUGUUAGGAAGUGAUUCCUUCCAAGCAUGGUACCUUCUUCAACCAAGAGAGAAUGGGAAUAAGUCUACUAAAAUUGAUGAUCAUGGAUCCCUCAGACUGAAUAUAUGUUAUGCUGAAGACUAUGUACUUCCAUCAGAGUACUAUGUUUCUCUUAGAAACUUGCUGCUAAAGUCAUCAGAAGUGGAGCCAAUUUCUGCUUCUACUGCUUACAUUUUGGCUGAAGUGUGUCGUGAUAAAUAUGAUGCCAUUUUGCCUCUUGUGAGAUUGUUACUACAUCAUAAUACACUAGUACAAUUUGUCACUGCAGUGGCAGAAUUAGAAUUGAAGGAUACUCAAGAGGCAAACACAAUCUUCAGAGGAAAUUCCUUAACUACUCGAUGCCUAGAUGAGAUGAUGAAAAUAGUUGGAAAGCACUACUUGAAAGUUACUUUAAAACCAAUUCUAGAUGAGAUAUGUGAAAAUCCUAAACCUUGUGAAAUUGAUCCCUUGAAACUGAAAGAAGCAGAUAAUGUAGAAGUACACAAGGAAAACCUGCGCUACUACGUUGACAAAGUAUUCAAGACUGUUGUACAGUCAAGUAUAAGUUGCCCUACACUGAUGUGUGAUGUGUUUUGUUCCCUGAGACACUUGGCUGCUGAAAGAUUCCCUAAUGACCCUCAUGUACAGUAUUCUGCAGUGAGCAGCUUUGUGUUUCUUCGUUUCUUUGCUGUAGCUGUAGUAUCGCCUCAUACUUUCCAUUUACGACCCCACCAUCCAGAUGCACAGACAUCAAGAACAUUAACUCUUAUAUCAAAGGCCAUUCAGACACUGGGGAGCUGGGGAAGUUUGUCCAAAAGCAAACUAUCAAGCUUCAAGGAGACAUUUAUGUGUGAAUUUUUCAAAAUGUUUCAGGAAGAGGAGUAUAUUGAAGCUGUCAAAAAGUUUUUAGAUGAAGUGUCAUCUAGUGAAAGUAAAGAACCAAGUGUCAUGAGUGAGCCAGUGCAUCUGAAAGAAGGGGAAAUGUACAAAAGAGCACAAGGAAGAACUCGGAUUGGGAAAAAGAAUUUCAAGAAGCGUUGGUUCUGCCUUACAAGUCGUGAGUUGACAUACCACAAGCAGCAAGAUAAAGAACCCAUUUACACCAUUCCAAUCAAAAACGUCCUUGCAGUGGAAAAACUUGAUGAGAGUGCGUUUAAUAGGAAAAAUAUGUUUCAAGUUAUACAUAUUGAAAAGCCACUCUAUGUGCAGGCAAAUAAUUGUGUCGAGGCUAGUGAGUGGAUAGAAGCUCUCUGUAGAGUGAGCAGGUGCAACCAAAAGAGACUGAGUGUUUAUCAUCCAUCUGCUUUUCUAAAUGGGAACUGGCUUUGUUGCAAGGCCACAUCAGAGAAUUCUGCGGGUUGUACACCUUGUACAGCAGGUGUGCCUGCUGAAAUUCAAAUAGAGAUUGAUGGGGAUCGAGAAACUGAGAGAAUCUAUUCACUUUUUACCAUCAAUAUGACAAAGCUGCAGAAGAUGGAAGAGGCUUGUGGAAGUAUAGCAGUCUAUCAAGGUCCACGGAAAGAACCAGAUGACUAUUCUAAUUUCAAAAUUGAAGACUCCGUAGCAACUUUUCAAACUCUUCAACAAAUAAUAGCUGUUGUAGAAGAUCUGAAUGAACAUCAUGACAGAUAUCAAAAGAAACGAUCAUCUAGUGCUAAAUAUGGCAGCGAUGGAAGAAGCAUUUCUAUAUUGCUCAGAACUUUUAAAGGUUCCAGAAGAUGCAAGAAAGCAAAGCUGCUAGAGCUGGAAGGAACAUCAAGGAAUAAGCUUUCUAAGGGAGGAAAAUACGUACCACUGCAAAAGGGAUUUUUGUGUCUGCCAAGAUAAUCAUCAGUUUAAUAUGUGAAUCAUCAGUACCUUUUUUUGUGGACAGUGAGUUUUGGCAAAAGAAAUCUCAACAGGCAGAAAGAUUUGAAGCUUUACAUUCAUCGCACAGCCACUUUUAAUAUUGUCUUUUUGAACCUACAGUAGAUGUUUUAUAAAGAAAAAAUGGUGGUACUUGUUAAAUGUACAUUAACAAUUAGUGAUACAUUAUUUAAGUGAUAUUACUAAAGCAGGACAAGUCAGGGAGUCUAUGCAUCUUGUUUACAAUUGGAGUGAGUAGUGAAAGGAGUGACAUGGGGCCACUGCAUGUAUUUUGUCUUCUUAAACAACCUGUUAUUAUAUUUUUUUAUUUUAUUUUAUUUUUUGGAAAUCAGGGCUGUUUCAGAAGUACAACUUUUUCAUGCAGUUACAGAAAUAAUUGGUUGAUUAUAAUGUAAUACCUACCGAUAAUGAAAAAAAACAACCCAACCAAUAGGAGUUAUACACUGGACAUGUGUCGCAUCUAAUUACAACAAGUUUUUAAAAAUCACUCCAAGCACUUUAGAUAUCUGGAUAGUCCCAGAUUAUAAUUCUAGAUACUUUGUAGUAUCUAAACAUUAUGAUCAGUUGAAUGAUCACUAUUGUGGCUUAAGACAAUGCUUUUGUGAACAUUUUUAUAUCUAGGUGUUUGUUUUUUUUACUUGCCAGAUGACAUUUUGGACUUAGCUUUGCCUUUAGAAGCUAUUUAUCUUGCCAUGUUGAUAUAUUUCUAGUGCUGAUGGGCUGGCUAGUGUCUGUAUCUAAUUAAUGGAAACAAAUUAUCACUUGGGAGAAGAGGAUAAGCUUCCUUUAAUCAGUAUUAUUGGAUGUGGUACUAAAAAACCUCAUCUUGGGAGCAAUUUCCUGAGCACUAUUAAAACUGAUAUAUUUCCACUGUAAUCACAGCCAUGGUAUCUGUACAUCAUUCUUUUUGGUUUAUUUUUUAACAAUUCUGUUAUUAUUAUUUGCCACAAUUAUAGAUAAUGUAUUAAUUAUUCAAAAGAAAUCUGAAAUGAAAUUUAGAAGUUAAAAGCUGCUUGAUUUACUACAUCAACUGCUACUAGUAUGGCAUCUCCUCUAAGAAAAUGCAAACAAAAACCAACAACCUCUGUAUAGGAUUAAACAGUUUUCUGUACCACCAUAAAAACGAAUGCACUGAGUAGGACAUCUUUUGAAACAGCUAAUAUCCAUGUCUUGUCACUAAAUGCUUUUGAUACUUCCAUGAGUUUUGAAUUUAGCUUGCCAUGAGGAAUGGUGAAAAGGGAACCUUUGUUCAAGAAACAUUCUAUUGGAUGUGUGGUUUUAGCUGUUAACUUUGUAAUGCAUGGGUUUUAAGCAGUGUGAAUAGAAACCAGAAUGGAAUACUAACAGAACGAAUGACACAGGUUGUAUGAUAAGAACACUUGAGGUAUAAACAAGUCUAAGAAACUAAAACUAGAUUAUAAUUCUUAAGUCUCAUGUUAUAUGUGGUGUUCAAGUGUGAUGUGUACUAUAUACAGAGAGGAGACUAAUCAGAUAAAUUAUCUAAGUUUACCAUCUUUACCUUUGUUAGUGGAAGUUAAGGCAGCCCAAGAACUGCUGUAGUAAAUCCCUUCACAUUUACAGAAAGCAGGGGAAGAAGGGGAUAGAAACACAGUGCAGGAUUUUCCUUGACUGGUCUGACUGGCAGGGCUUAGGAGAUGUGUUUUCUCCCCACACCUCUGCAACAACAGUUUCAAUUUGCUGUGUCCAGAUAUAGCAUAAAAAUUAAAAGCUGUUGAUUUAUUACAUUGUCUUGGAGAUUCCAGUAACCAAGACAGAAAAUGGUUCACAAGUAUUUGCAUUACAUUCUGCAGUUCAGUCUUUGCGUCAUCUUCAUGAAGUAAUACAUUCCUGCCUUGUUCAUGAUGUGACAAUGCAGAAGGCUGACAAUUUGCACAUGACUGUAAAAAACCAUAUUUUCUAUAUUAUUUCAGUACUUUUAGCUUUUCACACAUCAUUAUGCUCAUAUUAGUUGCAUGUAAGUUAAAUUAUAAAAUCUACAGUAGUGAAGUGACUCUGUUUGUGGAGAAUAAACAUGCAAUUUGAAAUCCUGGAAGGUUGGGAUCCUAAAACACAUAGAGAGCACCCUUGGUUGCAGAGGUUCCCUAGUGCAGAAAUCAUAGCUGAAUUUCAGAGCUGUGCGUCUACAAAAGUAGAGACUAGAAGCUUAAGUCAUAUAACCCCUUUGUACUUGUUUCUCCUCUUCACAAAUGUAACAACUGAAGAAUUUCAAAACUGCUGUUAGACUGAUAAGGAUACACUUCUGUAGUGAGGCAUUCUGAAUGUCCAUGUUCAUGUUGGAGAAAAUGAAGGAGUAUACUUUCUGGUUUUCUGACAGCAUUGCAUUGCUUGAUGUCCACAGAAUAUUCCUUCAGUGGGGUUGCAGGUAAUUGAAGCCCACUGAAAAGUGUAUCUGUAUUAGAUAGCACUUUUUUCUUUUCUUUUUUUAUUUUGGCAUGCCAUCACUGCUCCUUGUGUGUGGAGGAUAUCAUUUUGGUUACAAAAGUACCUAUUCUUAGAGAAUUAAGUUCACUAUUACUUACGUGGUGCACUCUGGAGCAUUCCUUAUACAAAUAUUCAACUGUUGAGAGCUUCAAUUCUGGUACCACUUUCAUCAUUGCUUUGUCAUUCUUUUUGUUUUUGCAUUUGACAAAGUGGGCUUUCCCCAUGAAAGAUUAAUGCCACAGAAAUACCUUACUUUUUAAAGUGCCACAGAAUAUUUUCCGUAUUCAUUCCGUUAAUCCUUCUAGUUGCUGUUACUGUAUUUCUGAAAGAAUUCACUCUUUUUGUUUUUAGAAUCGUGAAUUCUGUGAUUGUACUUGUACCAGUCAACAAAGCAUGACACUCAGUGUUGAAGGCCAUCACUUUGCAGACAAUAGUGUUGAAAGAUGUAUCUUUAUAUUAGAUUAUGUAAAACUCAGUAAAUUGGGAUUACUGUCUCAGUCGCUGCAUCAUCUUCAUGUAUUCAUACAUUCCUACCUGGUUCAUUUUUUAAAAAUGAGGUUUUGAAAUCUCUACAGUUUCAUGUAUGGAAAUAGGUUCAUUACACAGCAAAACAAAAUGUUAUGAUGAUGUCAUUUUUGCCCUCUCUCAUUGAGCAUAUACUGUAUAAAUUGCAACAUGCAACACACAACACACUUUACAUGAUGAGGCUUGGAUAAAUCUCCUAUUCGUUCAUCUUCUGCUUAGGAUAUUUACCUGCAUUACCUCAAGUGUUUUACAGGAUUUCUAGACAGGAAGGGUACACUGAAUUUCUGUUGUAAUUAGUGACUGGCACUAUUCAUUUUAUAAUACAGAUGCAUGACAUUUGGGAAGAAGGAGAAAUGCAAAGGGCUCUGUCAAGCUGUAUACUAAUCUAGGGAAAGGAGACCUAAGAACCGUGUCCAUAAUAAGAUAGAGCAUCCUUAGAUUCCUCAUGCAGAUUCUGAAAUGUAUGUUUUACCUUUUAUCAGUCCUCUACAAAUGUUAAGUGGACCUUUUGGCACAGAAGCAAAUGUUUCCAAACAUUUAGUAGUUAUUUCUAUUAGUAAAUCUUGUUUGUCCUUUUUUUUAUCCAAUACCCACUUAACCUGACCAUUCUUUGGGAGGUAGUGCACUUUCAGAAAUUAAGGUACCAUAUUGUGUAGAUUUACAGCUGUGAGCAGGAGUGAAAGACAGUUCAAAUUCCACACAUAAAUAUCAGCGCUUUUUGGUACAUGAUCAGGUGCCAGGGAUAUUUCUAGCCUUGCCUGUGCAAUUGUUUUUGGCAAUAAUAUAAUUCAAAUGGAAUAGAUAAUCCAGAAUUAAGUUUUGUACAUUAGAGUGUUAAAUGUUCAAAGGAGUUGAAAUAAAGACUGCUUGACAAUUAACUUUGGUUGACAUAUAAAUUUUACAAUGUAUUUUUAAUUUGUUAUGAUGAUGUAUUGAAUGUAUUUUAUUUAAAGUUUAUUUUCUUAAAAGAUGUAUUAAAGUUCAGUAGAAUUGUUUUGAACUUGAAUGUUGGAGCCAAUUUUAAUGUGUUGAUCAUUUUCAAAUACUUUAAAAUGUAGAUAAAGCUUCUCGUCUGCAGUGGAUACUAAAAGGCUUUUUGUGUCACCAUCAAACAUACUAGAAGCAGGUUGCUCUGCCAGCUGGCUAAAAGAUUGAAAAUACAGAUUUAUUAGAUGUUUACUGUAAACUGGCAACCUAUCAAAUACAAUAUCAAGCUACAUUUAGUUGUUAAGGAGAAUGGCAUAACUGUGAAUAUUAACUAUAAUACAUUAACUGUGAGAUGAA
Molecule: messenger RNA, 7066 nt
Organism: Sceloporus undulatus (fence lizard)
Lineage: Eukaryota; Metazoa; Chordata; Lepidosauria; Squamata; Phrynosomatidae
Gene: RASA2
Product: RAS p21 protein activator 2
Exons: 24
Coding region: 122-2776 (884 amino acids)
Biological process (GO): regulation of GTPase activity; intracellular signal transduction; negative regulation of Ras protein signal transduction
Molecular function (GO): phospholipid binding; GTPase activator activity
Source: RefSeq, a predicted model, not a curated record